CCUCACCAGGGCGCGAGAAUCUUGGAAACAGCCACUGGGGUGGGCGGGGAAAGGGCUGGUGCUCCACCAAUCACCGAGCCAGUCCCUGGAAGGGUUGAGCCGUGGCCAAUCGGAACGCAGCGGCUUCCUCCUAGCCUGGCGCGCGAUAAUUUGAAGACGCUCACGGAGCGGCUGACUGGGGUGAGGAGAGCUUGCCGGGUUCUGAGGCGCAGGAAUUCAAUAAAGACAAUGGCAGCUCUUACUCCAAGGAAGAGGAAGCAGGAUUCUUUGAACUGUGACAGCCUUAUACACUUCACUGAAAAUCUGUUUCCAUCACCUAAUAAAAAGCACUGUUUUAAUCAAAACAGUGAUAAAAAUGAAGAAAACCUGCAUUGCUCUCAACAAGGGCAUUUUGUUUUAAGUGCACUCAAAACAGCUGAAAUAAAUAGACUGCCAUCAGCAAAUCAAGGCUCACAAUUUAAAUCUUCUGUGUCCACUGUAUCUUUUUACAACCAAAAUAAGUGGUACCUCAAUCCACUGGAGAGAAAGCUGAUAAAAGAGAGUAGAUCUACUUGUCUAAAAACUAAUGAUGAAGAUAUAUCUUUUCCCAUUGUGACAGAAAAAAUGCAGGGAAAACCAGUCUGUUCCAAGAAGAACAACAAAAAACCACAGAAGAGUUUAACUGCUAAGUAUCAACCAAGGUAUAGACACAUCAAGUCUGUAUCAAGGAAUUCUAGAAAUCCCAAGCAAAAUCGAGUGAUCUAUAAGCCGAUUAUGGAGAAAGAAAAUAAUUGUCAUUCAGCUGAAAAUAAUCCCAAUGCUCCUCGGGUUCUAAGCCAAAAAAUAAAACCACAAGUUACGCUCCAGGGUGGAGCAGCAUUUUUUGUUAGUAGAAAAAAAUCCUCUCUUAGAAAGUGGUCCCUGGAAAAUGAGCUGUCACGGGGCACCCAAAAGAAUAAAUCAGAAGUGAUUGAAGAUUCUGAUGUAAAGACUGUCAGUGAAAAAAAAGCUUUUGAGACAAGGCAAGUGCCAAAGUGCUUGAUCCUAGAAGAGAAAUUGAACAUUGGACUAAGUGCAAGCAGUAAAAAUCAAGAGGAAUUAAUAAAGGGUUCAUCAGAUGACAGAGUUUCAUCAAAGGAACAUACAGUUGAUAAAAAUGAGGCUUUUCCUUCAGAGGAUUCUCUUGGUGAGAAUAAGACAAUUUCUCCUAAGUCCACUGUCUAUCCAAUCUUCAGUGCAUCUUCAGUCAAUUCAAAAAGAUCUUUAGGUGAAGAGCAGCUUUCUGUGGGAUCUAUCAACUUCUUGAAACAGACCAAUAUCCAGAAAAAUACUAAUACCAGAGAUACAAGUAAAAAAACAAAAGACCAGCUCAUCAUUGACGCUGGUCAGAAACAUUUUGGGGCUACUGUGUGCAAGUCUUGUGGUAUGAUAUAUACUGCUUCCAACCCUGAAGAUGAAAUGCAGCAUGUACAGCAUCACCACAGGUUUCUGGAAGGAAUCAAAUAUGUGGGUUGGAAGAAAGAACGUGUAGUAGCAGAGUUUUGGGAUGGGAAAAUCGUGUUGGUUCUGCCACAUGAUCCAAGCUUUGCUAUCAAAAAGGUAGAAGAUGUCCAAGAACUUGUUGAUAAUGAAUUGGGCUUCCAGCAAGUUGUUCCUAAAUGUCCAAACAAAAUAAAAACUUUUCUUUUUAUAUCUGAUGAAAAGAGAGUAGUUGGGUGUUUAAUUGCAGAACCCAUCAAACAGGCCUUUCGUGUCCUGUCUGAACCAGCUGGUCCGGGAUCCCCAACCUCUACAGAAUGUUCUAGGGCUUGGCAAUGUUCAAAUGUACCAGAACCUGCAGUCUGUGGGAUAAGUAGAAUCUGGGUUUUCAGACUGAAGAGAAGAAAGCGCAUUGCAAGACGACUGGUUGAUACCCUCAGGAAUUGCUUCAUGUUUGGCUGUUUUCUCAGCACUGAUGAAAUAGCAUUUUCUGACCCAACACCAGAUGGCAAGUUAUUUGCAACCAAGUACUGCAACACUCCUAAUUUCCUUGUAUAUAAUUUUAAUAGUUAAAGUUGAUUUCAGUUAUAAAGGAGUUACUGUCUGGAUAAGUUGAGAGAGCUCCUUGUUAUAAAAUAGAGACUAUUUAAUAAAUAUCAAAAUAAAAAAGACCAACACUCUCAUACACACACACACACACACGUACAUCACAGUUUUGUUCUUUAUGAGUUGAAAAGUCAGGAAUAAAUUUGUUGAAAAUUAUCUGGGGAUUCAAAGAAAGGAAAAAUCUUUGAGUGAUUCACUGAUUAGCACUCUGAAUUUUUAAUUAUGAAACUUUGUAGCUAUAACUGGAAAAUUACCUGACUCUUAUGUAAGAGUAUUGACAAAGUGGUUUUUCUCUAGAAAUGUGACCUGGUCUUUUAUUAAGCACACUCUUGGGCCAGGAUUAUCUAAUGCCACAUCAGAAGCAAAGAGGCAAAUUUAAACUUGGGCAAGUAAUUUCUAUGCCCAAUUUGUAAAGGGAAUUCCUGAAUUUUUUUUUUUUUUUUUUUUAAUCGAGGCGUGGGUCUCACUAUAUUGCCCAGGCUUCUCUGGAACUUUUGGGCUCAAGCGAUCCUCCCAAAGUGCUGGGAUUACAGUCAUAGCCACUGUGCCCAGCCUAAUUCCUGACUUCUCUAUACAAAGUCUUCACUUGAUAGGCACUCAUCUGUUGUAACUCAGUUUGAAUAUCUUUAGAAAAUGUUUAGAAUUUCUUACUUGUAACAAGAUGGUAAGGAAUAAGAUUAUCCCAUAUGCAUUUCUGUAGAGCAGAAUUCUAUAGCUUAAUGUUUAAUCUUUUUGAAAAUAAAAUUAAAUGUUUACCUGUCAUCAGAUUUAAUUAAAAUUAUACUUGGUAAUUGCACUAUUAUCAUUUAGUUAAUUUUUGUUGUAUGGAAAUGUUGGUAGUGCUACUUUAGGAACCUGUUACUGACAAUUGAUGUCAUUAACAAAAUGCCUAGCUGGAUUAGAUGUUUCAUUUUCUAGUUUUUUGCUUGUUUAAAAUGCACCUUACUUGUUCUGAGAUACCUGGCAAAAGUCUUUACAAAAUGUAUGGUAAUAGAACCAAGGUUAGUAAAUAUACAUAGGCUGGUGGAUCAGAGACCAUGGAACUGUGUAAAUACACUUAAAUGUUCACACAUUUUUCUAGUGUAAUUCUUGGAUACUUUAAAAAGCAAAACAUUGUUCAAAUUAUUUUGAUUCUAAAAAAUCAUUCAACUGCUGGCAGAAAGAUUAUAGGCAAGUCGUUUUCCAGAUUGUAAUUAUAUGUAGAAACUGUUCAUCUGCAUUCAUUUUAUUUGCCAGUGAGUUAACAUGUUUCCAAAAUUUUAAAGCCUGGGUUCCCAAAAGAAUGUGGAAGUAUUAAAAUGUAUGUAAUUAUGCAAAUAUUUUAAUGCUAUUUUCUGUACUUGUUUAUUUCUUUUAAUUAUUUUAUUUAAAAUUUUAAAUUAACAUUGUUUAAUGCUUUUGUGAUGAAUCAAUUAAAAUUCUUUAAUAUUUUAUACAACUAAAUCUGAUUUUAAUUAUAUUUUAUUAUGAAAAUUGUAUAUGUUACAUAAAAUUCAGAUAAUACAUAGAGAUGACCAAAAGGCUUCCCAUAAUCCUGCUUUUAGUGCCUAUUACUUUAGAUAAACUAAAUAUAUAUGCAGUUAUUUUGCAUCUUGCUUCAAUUCAGUAUGUCUUAGAUAUGUUGUAUUUCAAGAACUAAAUAUUUAGCAUGAUUUGCUGUUGAUACUCUUGGCUUGGUUGGGUGUUUUUUUGUUUUAAGUGUAACACAUACAAGAAGCAAGUGCACUGACAAGGUCUCAAAGCAAUGAUACCCCAGUGGCAAUGAGCACACCUACCACCCAAAUCUUGGUUGGUUUCUUUCUUUUUUUUCCCACCCUGGGCUGAAGUGCAGUGGUACAAACAUGCCUCACUGCAGCCUCGACCUCCCAGGUUCAAGUGAUCUUCCCGCCUGAGCUCCCUAAGUAACUGGGACUACAGGUGUGUGUCACCACGCCUAUUUAAUUUUUGUAUUGUAUUUUUAGUAGAGACAGAGUUUCACCAACGUGCCCAGCCAGUCCUUAAGCUCCUGAGGCCCUUGAGCUCCUGAGCUCAAGUGAUGCUCCCACUUCAGCCUCCCAAAGUGCUGGAUUAUAGAUGUGAGCCACUGCACCCAGCCAGAUCUUGCUUACUAAUACCUUCCUCCACAAAAGGACCUGGGGCUCUUGGGAGAAAUGGCUCAUUCUAGGGAUAGGGCAAUGAACGUACAAGAUGAGCCUAGAUCACCUUGUACAGCAAUCCCCCCUUAUCUGCAAUCUCGCUUCCCACAGUUUGUUACCAAAAAUAUUACAUGGAAAUUUCUAGAAGUAAGGAAUUCAUAAGUUUUAACUUACCCACCAUUCAGAGUAGCCAUAGUGGGUGAUGAGUGCUCAAUUAAGAUGGAAAAGGCAUCAAAUUUGUCAGCAGAAGACAUGCACAGACACAUAUUCCAAUUGAGGGCAAUCAGGUUCAGUACUGUCCAUGGUUUCAGGCAUCCUCCUGGCGGUCUUUGUCAUAAAUUGUGCCCAUAUAUGUGUAUGUCUAUUUCUGCCUGUUUAUUCUUACUAAUCUUAUAUAGGUUAUAUUUAUGCCAAUACCAGACUGUGUUAAUUAUAAUAUUAAUGUUUGCUAUAGUAUUAGUACAUGGUCCCACCUUUUUUUCUUCAGGAAUAGUUUGUCUAUUCUUGGUCUUUGCAUUUCCAUAUACAUUUUAGAAUCAA
Messenger RNA from Chlorocebus sabaeus (green monkey), 4739 nucleotides. It is a transcript of the gene ESCO2, whose product is annotated as establishment of sister chromatid cohesion N-acetyltransferase 2. Gene Ontology annotation, biological process: mitotic sister chromatid cohesion. Lineage: Eukaryota; Metazoa; Chordata; Mammalia; Primates; Cercopithecidae. The record is from RefSeq and is a predicted model, not a curated record. Gene Ontology annotation, molecular function: protein-lysine-acetyltransferase activity. Gene Ontology annotation, cellular component: chromatin; nucleus.